UUAGUUGGGAUGUGUCAAAUAUAUGAUAGAUGCAAGUACUCAGCAAACAGGUGUUGGUGCUUGAUGAGGCGGACUGGAUUCAAGAUUCAGGAUUUAAAAAGACAUUAAAUUCAAUUCUUUCACAGCUCCCAAAACGGCGGCAAACCUUACUGUUUUCAGCAACUCAAAGAAAGUCUGUUCAGGAUCUAGCAAGGUUAAGUUUGAAGGAUCCAGAGUAUAUCAGUGUGCACGAGGAGUCUGUAACUGCUACUCCUAGUCGUUUGCAGCAGACUGCAAUGAUUGUUCCUCUUGAUCAGAAGAUAAACAUGCUGUGGAGUUUCAUAAAGACACAUCUUAAUUCUAAGAUCCUUGUGUUUCUUUCAAGAUGCAAGCAGGUGAAAUUUGUCUUUGAUGCAUUCAAGAAGUUGCGACCAGGAAUCCCUUUGAAGUGUCUGCACGGACGGAUGAAGCAGGAAAGAACAAUGGGAAUAUGUUCUCAGUUCUGCGACACGAUCAGUUCUCUUUGCAACUGA
Molecule: messenger RNA, 512 nt
Organism: Telopea speciosissima
Lineage: Eukaryota; Viridiplantae; Streptophyta; Magnoliopsida; Proteales; Proteaceae
Product: DEAD-box ATP-dependent RNA helicase 32-like
Exons: 3
Coding region: 30-512 (160 amino acids)
Biological process (GO): rRNA processing
Cellular component (GO): nucleus
Molecular function (GO): nucleic acid binding; ATP binding
Source: RefSeq, a predicted model, not a curated record